AUGAGAUCCAACUUUGGCAUUAGCAGUAGUGAAUUACUCUGGUUUGAAUCAUACCUAACGAAUAGGGAACAACAAUGCGUAGCUAAUGGGAUACUAUCCUCCGUUGGAAAAUUAAAAUGUGGGGUCCCCCAGGGGUCGAUCCUGGGGUCGUUGUUAUUUUUGCUCUACAUCAAUGACCUACCACAAUGUCGCCAAAAAACCACGCCGGGUCUUUAUGCUGAUGACACGGAAAUUUACGCGUCAUCACACAAUGUAAAUGAUCCCACUGACAACAUAAAUUAUGGCCUAAAUAUUGUUACGCAAUGGAUGGAGAAUAAUAAGCUACAAAUUCAUCCUAAGAAAUCUAAAUGUAUGUUUAUUGCAUCCCCUUAUAAAAUUAAGAAUAUACCUCAAGGAAUACCGAUAUUAAUUAAUAAUGUUCCUGUCCCAAGAUUAAAUUGCUACAAAUGCCUCGGUGUCACUUUGGACGAAAAAUUGAAUUGGGAACAUCAUAUUGAUACGAUUAUUAAGAAAGUUAAUGCAGGCAUUGCAGUAAUUAAACGUAUGAAAACCUGUGUUCCUCAGGAAUUCUUACAAACAGUUUACAACGCCUUAAUACAACCCUAUUUUGACUACUGCUGUCAAUUGUGGGAUACCUGUGGAAUCGUCCUAAAGGAAAAACUACAAAAAUGUCAAUCCCGAGCUGCUAGAGUAAUAACAGAAGCAUCUUAUGAUAUUAGGUCGGCCGAUGUUCUUGCAACUUUGGGGUGGCAAACUCUCGACAAUAGGCGAAAAUACUUGAAAUCCAUUUUUAUUUACAAAAUCUUAAAUAAUGAAACUGCUCCAAACCUGAAAGAAAAUUUUUUGAAAAUAAGUGAUUGUCCAAUUACAUACCAAUUAAGAAAUUCUCAAACAGAUCUGGUACUUCCAUUCCCAAAAUCACAAUUUAAGAAAAAGACCUUCAGUUAUAGUGGAGCAACUCUUUGGAAUAACUUAUCAAUUACUGCUAAACAAUCCAAUUCUUUCAGUUGUUUCAAAAGACUAAUGAAUCUACAUUUUCGAAAACCAUAAGUAUGUAAAUAGUUUUGUAUGUUUGUUAUUUAUUUAUGUGUGUUAAUUGUCAAACUAAUAAUCAUGUAAAUAGUUUCUUUUAUGUAUAUGUAUUAGUCUUAUUCUUACACGUCCCCUAUGGAAACCAUCAAAAGAUGUUAGGGCUAACGUGUUUAAAUAAAUUUUUAUGUAUGUAUGUAUGUAUGGGUUGAAAUUUCAGCUCGGUUAACUGGGCAAAAACUCAGCCUGCGCUGAAAACUCCCUAUGUAUUAAAUCGACUCCUUAAUUUUCAAUGAGUAUAUAUACUUUGGAUUCUGCACCUUAUUUCUAGGUAAUCUACUGUCUUCAUUUUGAUCCACAACCUGUUGGAUCAGAUUCCGUGGAAGUAAAGCUUUCAUUCUUAAGUGUGAAACAGGUAAUUUGUUUGUACAUUGUCAAAUGAUACAUUUGUCCAUGGGUAUAAUUUUCAAUUUUCUCUAAUGAAACAAACGUUAUUUGUUAAGUUGAAAUAACAAAUUUUUGUUCCAGGUAAAAUAUGGAAAUGCAGGCGGAAUAACCGACGCUAUUGAAGAAAGUUUUAACGACGUUGAAGAGUCUAUUUCAUCUUCAUUAACCUCGGUUGGUAUUUUACCAUAUCACAAAAAGUUGGUUGGUUUCACAUCGGAUGGGGCUAGCGUUAACCGUGGAUGUAACAACAGCAUCAUGACCCGACUUCAAGAGAAAUCCCCAUGGAUGGUGUUCAUAUGGUGCGUCGCUCAUCGUCUCGAGUUGGCACUCAGUGACGCAUUAAAGACCACGGAGUUUCAGGAUGUUGAUGAUAUGCUGUUGAAGAUGUAUCUCCUUUAUAAGAAAGCGCCAAAGAAAGUGCGUCAACUUAAGGAACUACACGAUCUUUACAAAGAAACCAUGGAGUUUGACGAAGGAGGAAUAAAGCCGAAGAAAUCAUCGGGGUCGAGAUGGAUUUCUCACAAGUUGGCUGCAAUGAAGAUGUGUUUAGACAAAUGGGGUCUUUACAUUCAGCAUCUGGAAACCAUGACAGAAGAUGAAACCAUUACAAGCAAAGACAAAGCCAAGCUGAAAGGUUACCUUAAACGUUGGAAGAGCUCCAGAAUACCACUAUUACUUGCCUUGUUUAUUGAUAUAUUAACUAUACCGUCGAUUCUAUCAUUGACAUUUCAGAAGGAGAAAAUAGAUCCAGUGCAGACCGCGAAAGCAUUGAACAAAGCGAGGGAACGUUUGGCACAAUUUGAGAAAAAGGCGUUCAAAAAGCUACCGAAUGUUAGAAACUUUCUCUCAAAAAUUAAGGAAGUGGAUGCUCAGUUUUUCUAUCAAAACGUCGAACUCUCAUCAUUCGAGAGACAUAAGGUUUCUGUUGAAAGCAAAAAGAACGAGUACUCGGAGAAGAUUCGACAAUGCUUGACUAAUCGACUUGAACAAGAGGAUGAAGGCCAAGAGAUACUCGACGCCGUUGUACAAAUUCUUGAUUGCGAGGGAUGGAAAGACGACAACGAAUUUGCCGAAGACGCCAUUUUUGCAGUGUAUGACAAGUUCGAAGUUCCACUUAAGUCUGGCGGUAUGUCAGUGACUGUUCCCGACCUACUUAACCAAUGGCAUGAGAUCGUCGACUUUGCUGUUGAAACGAUCGGGGUGACCGGCCAAUCAUAUCUUAUCACAUGGCGUAAGAUAUUUUCUGCACCAAGGAGUAAAGGAUGGAAAGAUGCGCUUAUCUUAGUCGAACUGUUGUUUACUAUCCCUGUAUCUAACGCCAAGCUCGAGAGAAUGUUCUCCAAAUUAAAGCGCGUGAAAACAAAUUUCCGUUGUUCCCUUUCCCUUCAGAGGUUGGAAAACAUUCUACGCAUCAUGGAAGAAGGCCCGACAUGGGAGGAGUAUGACCCACUGCCCGCCAUUGAAUUAUGGAAUUCGGCGAAACAACUGCGGCCACACGACGAGAAACAAAAGCGAACAUAUACGGCACGCAAAUCACACAAAAGGCUUUCGACUAUGUCGUCAGACGAAAGCGACAGCGAGACUGCAGAAAAAGAAAACCAUGAAAGUGAUAAAGAAGACGAAGACGUGCAGGAAGAAAGUACAGAAGAAACCGAAAGUCAGAGUUUAUUCUCUGAUUCUGAAGAGGAACCAUAA
Molecule: messenger RNA, 3171 nt
Organism: Paramuricea clavata
Lineage: Eukaryota; Metazoa; Cnidaria; Anthozoa; Malacalcyonacea; Plexauridae
Source: the annotation of a GenBank genome assembly